AUGCCAUCCACACCAUGCUUACCCCUGGGAAAAACUGACCCUCACGUGAACAUCGCUAAAAUAAACCCGAUGUCACCGCGAUCUUGUUUUCCUUGCACGCCAAAACUGACGGACUCUCUGACUAAUCGCCUUUCCAUUUCAAACCCGAUGGAUAUUUGGGGGACGGCCAAGCCGUCCACCUCACAAGCCGACUUGGAGUCGAUAUUUGGCGAAGUCAACGCCGACAUCCGGCAUUUACAACGGAAUAACCAGGCUCAGAACCCAGCCACUCCACAAUCCUCAAAUGCUUCCUCUACGUCAAAUUUACACGAAAAUGGACAAGCGUUGCAAUCGCCGUGCUCGCUAGCCCAGUUUAAAAGAUUGCGAGAUCUUUGCGGUGCGAUACGAGAUAUUUCGAAGAAAAACGCCGAUUUGAGGGAAUUGGUAGACCCGGAAGGCCCGUUGAAGGAACAAUUCAAGCAGUUGGAUGAGGCGGCAGAAUUGCAAAACCAGGAGAUCAACAACGAGUUGCUACGCCAAAAAGUUGCCGAGUUGAGGCGUAGGCUGGCCGCUCGGAGGCUGCAAAUUAGCGACGUCGCGCAAGAAUGUGCCGAUCGGGACGUGAGGCUGGAUCAGCUCGAUUUGGAGAUUCAGGCGGCUGAGGAAAAGGCAUCCCUCGCCCAAAGCGCCAAAUAUAAAAUCGAGACGCAUUGCGGCUACGUGAGGGAACUCGUGCUGGACCGCCGGAAAGAAAUGAUCGAAGAUCUUUUUGAUGCUUUUAGAGUCCAGGUUGACCGUAUGGAUUUGACGUACAAAGACGGAAAGCGAACUUGCGCUUGCGUACAUUGUGACUACAUCGCCGGAAUUCAUCUACCACGAAGUGACUCGAUGACCGGCCAUUCCGAGCUUGAACUCUCAGCCGCCCUCGGCCACGUCGUCAGCUUCAUGGAGAAAAUCUUCUGGGUGAUGGACGUCCCGUUGCUGUACCCGAUGACGUUUGCCGGCUCGUUCAGCUGGGUGACGGACCCGAAAAGUGACAAGAAGUUCCCGCUGUACGGCUUUCGCACCAAGACCGAGCGCGCAAAUCUUGAAUUUGCUGUCCAGCUUCUCGAUUGCAACAUUCGGCAGCUGCGGAUACAGUGUGGCUUCGACACGCCCUACUCGAUCGGCACGAUUCGGAUGCUGCACGAAUUUCGGCAAUGGAUCAAGGGGAAAUGGCCAAAAGGCCCGCAACUCGAGCGCCCCUUCGAUUCCAUCUUUUCCACGGCUUCACUAGUUGGAAGAAAGCCAGUUGAUGAAAACGCGCAGGCUAACCAAGUAGCGAAUAGCCUUGUCCAUGCCCUUGACGUCGCGCAGCUGUGUUACGAAGAUGUCCAUCGUAACCCACACCGAGAAAGACACGUGACAAUGGGCGAAGAAGCCGUGAACGUCGAUUUCGACUCGUCGGUGCUAUCGGCUAAUGGUACGAUGAACGGAGAACCACCGGCCGAGAGAUCUCCUUUACCGGAAGAGAUCUCGGAUGAUGAGGACGAUGAAGAGCUGCUCGAGCCGCGUCUUCACUACACUUUACUGCAAAGCACUGAUGUAAUUGAAUUGUACAAAAAGUCCAUCACUUCCUCGAUGGCGUGUCACGCCAAAUUUUUGGCGCUAGGCACCCAUACUGGCCAGGUGAUUGUCAUGGAUCAUCUUGGGAAUGUCGAUAAUUUAAAUAUACCGCCUUAUAAACCUCACCGAAGCCCAAUUGGCCGGAUUUGCAUCGACGAGACCGGCUCGUAUAUUGCGAGUUGUGCCGGGGAUGCGCGAGUGGUGGUGCACGGGAUCGGGACGACGGAGUAUAAUCAGUCGAUCAGCUUGAACACGGCGGCCCGCUCGAUCGCCUUCUCACCAAAUUACGCGAAAAAAGACUCUGGCCAGCGUAUUCUCGUGGGCGAGCGAGAUUUGCUGAUGUACGAGAAGGGGCUGUUGUUUACAAAGCCACAGGUGCUCUUCCGCGGUGCCGAAAAAGACGGCUUCAUCACGGCGUUGACCUGGAAGAAGGCGCUGAUCGCUUUCACAAAUGAGCAGGGAACACGGAUCAUGGAUGCCGUUCUAUUAGCGAAAGGUUCUCCGGCUACAAUAACUCAUGCUCCACCCGGCCACGACGUUUCCCGGCUUCGCUCAACUCGUUUCACGCCCCAGCACUGCUGGCUGGACGACAUGACGCUGGCCAUCGGAUGGGCGGAUAGUGUCACGAUUUUGAAUAUUACGCCCAGGGAUCAGGGAAAACGUGAGGGCAAGAUCAUCUACACAUGGACGGUGGAGGUGGGAAUUUGUGGGAUUUCCCACAUCUUGCCCACCAAUGGCCAGAAAGAUGCGGAAAACGAGGAAACGCCGGCGCCCUAUGAGCCCUGGGGCGAGAUUGUCAUUUUCGGGCUGAAACCCGGGGAAGAAGAGGAUGGAAAUCUGGAGGGUUUCAACGACGUGGCGUCAGUUGCUUCAUUGAGCGUGGCCUCGUCCGGUGCUCCCCCAUCGGCCGUUGUAGCUAUUUUGGAACCAUCAAAUACACGGGAAUUUGAUUUACAGGCCGAAGAUCGAAUUGGCUUCAACACCAAGCCGCAUUCGCUGCCUAUCCACUUCUCGAUGACCGGGUUGCCCGAGUUCAACUCCUACUUUUUGAUGGGCCCUUCACAAAUAGUCACGGCAGCCCCAAAUUGCCCGGACGACGUGGUGCAAUGGCGCCGCGACCACGGCCGGAUCGAAGAAGCCUGGAAAUACGCGCUACAACACAAAGAUGAAAUCACCGACCCGACCUGCUCCCCGGCGGCCAUUUCUAGGCAAUUGAUAGAAGAGCUCCUCAAGGAAGGCCGGGUCAAGUAUGCCGCCAAGUUACUGCAAGAGAUUUGCGGUGAGCAAAAGGAAGAAUGGGAGGUGUACGUGUCGAUGUUUGAGAAAGCCGGCCGAUCGCUACAGCUGGCAGAAUUUUUGCCGAUACAACGACCCCAGUUGGAGCCGGAGUGCUAUGAAGAAAUCCUGCACACCGCCCUCUACCACGACUUGAAGCUGUUCCGAAAGUUGGCCCAAAGAUGGAGCCCCGAUCUGUUCCGAGUCGGAGCCCUGACGGCCCUCACGAUGCAAAGAAUACGUGAAGGAUCGGCCGAUGGAGAAAGGCCAAUGUCUGCCGAAGAGGAGCAAGACCUUUACCAAGCCCUGGCAAACCUCUACGUGGCCGACCGGAAAUACGAUCAAGCUCUGCGCAUCUAUUUCUCGUUCAAGGACAAGUUCAUCUUCAACGUCAUCAGGAAGCACCAGCUUUUUGAGCAGGUUAAAGACCAGCUGACCGAGUUGAUGGUGAUCGACAAGGAUCAGGCGCUGUCGUUGCUGCUCAACAACGAGAUGUCGGUCUCGCCGAAGGAGGUUAUGGACCGGAUAGCCCGAGAUCCAAAGUUGCAGCUAGCCUACCUGCGAAAACUCUUCGAACGUGAUCAAGGCGACGAAUACGCCGAUCUGAUGAUCCAACUCCUCGCCGAUCUCGACCGCCCCGGGCUUCUCCCCUUCCUCCGCAAGAACAAGGCCUACCACACGAGCCGCGCGCUCGAUAUUUGUAGCCAAAAGGAAUAUGUGGAUGAGAAAGUCUAUCUGCUCGUCAAAAGCGGAAAUCGGCGUGAAGCGCUGAACGUGAUGAUACAACAGCAGAAACGGCUUGAUAAAGCUAUCGAUCUUUGUCGAGAAUACGGCGAUGAUGAGCUCUGGUCCCUGCUCGUUGAUGAGGUGAUCGCGUCGAAGUCGGCGAAAAAUGUCAGCCAACUGCUCGAGACGGCCGGUACCUCCAUCGAGCCAUUGGCCAUUAUUGAAAAGAUCCCGCCGGAGAUGCAGAUACCAAAAUUACGAGAUUUGCUGGUGAAGGUGCUACGGGAUUACGAGUCCCAGGUCGUGCUCCAAAAAUGCUGUCAUUUGGCCACCCUGGAGGACGUGACGGUGAUGUUCGACCUCUUCUACAAACAGGCCCGCUCGGCCGCGUAUUAUCGCCCAAGAACAACGUGCGCAUUGUGCGGAUAUCGGAUAUUCGGCGUAGACGAGCGCAAGGAGGACAUGCGACUGUUCGUCUGCGGCCAUUUGACACAUUCCAGAUGUUUUGAUGAUCACAAUCGCCUCUGCGAACAGCGAAAAAUCCCCGCGCUGGAAGCCUGCCCGAUUUGCGUCGAAGAUGACGCGCUG
Mesorhabditis spiculigera is the source of this 4173-nucleotide messenger RNA. The record is from the annotation of a GenBank genome assembly. NCBI's taxonomy places the organism in Eukaryota, Metazoa, Nematoda, Chromadorea, Rhabditida, Rhabditidae.